AUGCAUUUCAACACCCUCCUUCUCCUUGCUGGAAACCUGCUCCCAGUCUUUGGAGCAGCAACCAAAUCUUCUAAGGCCCCCGAGCCCCAGCAACCAGGCAUUGUCUCCAACUGCAAGUCAUACUAUCUCGUACAGAAGGGUGAAACGUGCUCCUCGGUCGCUACCAAGAACAAAAUCUCCCUGUCCGACUUUCAGAAAUGGAAUCCCAAGACUGGCACUGACUGCAACGCCCUUCUGGCAAACGCAUACGCCUGUGUUGCUGUCACCGAGACAAAGGGUUCAACCCCAGCGAAGAAAUACUCCCCUACUCAAGCUGGUAUCGCCAAGAACUGCGCCAAGUACGCUCUCGUUGGCAAGACCACGACAUGCAAGUCGAUCGAGACGCAGAACAAGGUCUCCUUUGCCAACUUUUACAAAUGGAACCCCGCUGUUGGCAAGCACUGUCAGGGUCUCAAGAAGGGAUACUAUGUUUGUGUUGGUGUUGAAGAGGCUGUGACUACAACACCGACCACUCCUGAGAAUGUCAAGGGCAGCAAAGCGCCUUCGCCGGUUCAGAAGGGAAUUAACAAGUCGUGCAACGAAUUCCACCGUGUUUCUAAGGGUGAUACUUGUUAUGCUGUUGCUCAAGAGUUCAAGAUUGAUCUGGAUGAGUUUUAUAAGUGGAAUCCUGCUGUUGGGUCAAAGUGUGAGAACCUUUGGGCUAAUUACUACUACUGUGUUAGCGUUGCUGGCGAGAAGCCUAAGACUACUCCCUCUCUCAACUAG
Molecule: messenger RNA, 765 nt
Organism: Fusarium musae
Lineage: Eukaryota; Fungi; Ascomycota; Sordariomycetes; Hypocreales; Nectriaceae
Exons: 1
Coding region: 1-765 (254 amino acids)
Source: RefSeq, a predicted model, not a curated record